AUGGAAAUCAGAAGGCACGGCUUCACAGUUACGACCAGCUCUAGAGUGUGCAGUCGGCAUUUCGAGACUGGAGACAUCUUCGUGUCUUCCUGUGGGAAGCGUUGUCUUCAGCCCAAAGUUGUCCCGUCGUUAUUCCACUGGAAUAAUUUUUCGAAAAAGACAGAGCGAGCUGGAGUUUUGGAGCAUCACGUUAAAUAUGAAACCAUAUCAGGGGAGCUCGACGAGCUCAGGCUGCAGCUUGAGUCUUAUCAGUCGACUCAGGGACUGCAGCGAUUUGCCACAUCAGCUGAUGACAUUCGGGACUGUACAAGGGACCCUGAAGCCAAAGAUGCACAGCACAGCGUUACAAGAGACCAUGACUACUGCUCAGUCCCUGAGCCGUCUGCAUCAGCUGUGUCCAAAGACGUGGAGAGUCUGAGGAAGGAAAUACAGGAGUUACGUGUCCAGCGAGAGUUUGGGUUAUGGCGGUUUGCUGGCUCUGACACUGACAUCCAAUUCUAUACCAGAUUUCCAAGCUAUAAUCAUUUAAUGGCAUUCUGGGUUUUGAUUGAGCCUUGCAUCUAUAAAAUGAUCCAGGCUUCAAGAGCCAAGUCAGCUGCCAACAUGGAUGAAGAAGUGUUGACACCUGCACGCACACAAACGAGGCAGCUGCUCCAGCCAGUCGACGAGUUCUUUCUUUUCCUGGUUUUCCUGUCUGUUGGUCUGAAGGAGAGGGACCUGGCUCAUCGAUUCAACAUACACCAGUCCACAGUGAGCCGCAUCAUUGCAACAUGGACAAGUUUCCUUGCCACUGCACUGGGGUCUCAGUGCAUCUGGCUUACACGUGCAGAAGUGCAAGCUUACCUCCCUGAGGAAUUCAAAGGUUUCUCAGACAUCCAGGUGAUCCUUGACUGUGCAGAGCUGAGGUGUCAGACACCAUCCUCACCACUUCUCCAGAGUGAAACGUACUCUUCGUACAAAUCCCGCUGCACGAUGAAAGCCCUGGUUGGCAUAGCUCCACAUGGUCCAGUCACAUUCAUCUCUGAUCUGUACGCAGGUUCGGUUAGUGACAAGGAACUAUUCAAACAAUCAGGCAUUGCUGAGAAGUUGACUGAAGACAUGGCGGUGAUGGUGGAUAAGGGCUUCCUCAUCACAGAUUGUUGUAAAUGCAAAGUGUACCGCCCACCUUUUGUAUCGAAGCAGAAGAAGAAGAAGAACCAGGUUAAGGAGACACAGGCCACAGUCAGACUCGGGCUACAUGUGGAGCGAGUCAUUAGGAGGAUCAAACAGAACAAACUUUUUGAUGGCAUCAUCACCAUGUCACCUGUUUACAAUAUCAACCAACUGUUCGCAGUAGCAUGUAUGCUGUCAAAUUACCAGAACACAGCAUUAGUUAAAAAACAGGUUAAGUGAGACGAGAUGGAGUCGUCCCAGGACACCAGUGCAAGUAACUUAUGCUAGGCAUGGAGCUUUAAAUACUUACUAUGUAAAUAAGUGUUCAGUGUUUUAAUGUUUUUGAUACCGUUGCUAAAAUAAAAAAAAUAAAAUGUU
Molecule: messenger RNA, 1530 nt
Organism: Neolamprologus brichardi
Lineage: Eukaryota; Metazoa; Chordata; Actinopteri; Cichliformes; Cichlidae
Source: RefSeq, a predicted model, not a curated record